AUGGGUUUCAAUGUAAUUAGGCUACUGCGCGGAUCAGCUGUAGCAGUGGUUCUGGCCCCCACUGUUUUACUGACAAUGCUUUCUUCUGCUGAACGAGGAUGCCCUAAGGGUUGUAGGUGCGAAGGCAAAAUGGUCUACUGUGAAUCUCAGAAACUGCAGGAGAUCCCUUCAAGCAUAUCAGCCGGUUGCUUGGGCUUAUCCCUUCGCUACAACAGCCUCCAAAAACUUAAGUAUAAUCAGUUCAAAGGGCUCAACCAGCUCACCUGGCUCUACCUUGACCAUAACCAUAUCAGCAACAUUGACGAGAAUGCUUUCAAUGGGAUACGCAGGCUCAAAGAGUUGAUUCUGAGUUCCAACAGAAUCUCUUAUUUUCUUAACAACACCUUCAGACCUGUGACCAAUUUGCGGAACUUGGAUCUGUCCUAUAAUCAGCUCCAUUCUCUGGGAUCUGAACAAUUCCGGGGCUUGAGGAAGCUGCUGAGUUUACACCUCCGCUCCAACUCCCUGCGAACCAUCCCGGUGCGGAUCUUCCAAGACUGUCGCAACCUGGAACUUCUGGAUCUGGGGUAUAACAGGAUCCGGAGUUUAGCCAGGAAUGUCUUUGCGGGCAUGAUCAGGCUCAAGGAACUUCACCUGGAGCACAAUCAAUUUUCCAAGCUCAACCUGGCGCUUUUCCCAAGGUUGGUAAGCCUUCAGAACUUGUACAUGCAGUGGAAUAAAAUCAGUGUCAUAGGGCAAACCAUGUCCUGGACUUGGAGUUCCCUACAGAGGCUUGACCUAUCGGGGAAUGAGAUCGAAGCCUUCAGUGGACCCAGUGUCUUCCAGUGCGUCCCCAACCUGCAGCGCCUCAACCUGGAUUCCAACAAGCUCACAUUUAUUGGUCAAGAGAUUCUGGAUUCUUGGAUCUCUCUCAAUGACAUCAGCCUUGCCGGGAAUAUAUGGGAAUGCAGCAGGAAUAUCUGUUCCCUGGUAAACUGGCUGAAAAGUUUUAAAGGGCUGAGAGAGAAUACAAUUAUCUGCGCCAGUCCCAAAGAGCUGCAGGGGGUCAACGUGAUCGAUGCAGUGAAGAACUACAGCAUCUGUGGCAAAAGCACCACCGAGAGGUUUGACCUAGCCAGGGCGCUCCCUAAGCCCACGUUUAAGCCCAAGCUCCCCAGGCCGAAGCACGAGAGCAAGCCUCCGCUGCCCCCCACGGUGGGAGCUACGGAACCCAGCCCAGAGACAGAUGUGGACACGGAGCACAUCUCCUUCCAUAAGAUCAUCGCGGGCAGCGUUGCCCUUUUCCUGUCGGUGCUGGUCAUCCUCUUGGUGAUGUACGUGUCCUGGAAGCGGUACCCCGCCAGCAUGAAGCAGCUGCAGCAGCGCUCCCUCAUGCGAAGGCACCGGAAGAAGAAACGGCAAUCGCUCAAGCAAAUGACUCCCGGCACCCAGGAAUUUUAUGUAGAUUAUAAACCCACCAACACGGAGACCAGCGAGAUGCUGCUGAACGGAACGGGACCCUGCACCUAUAGCAAGUCAGGCUCCAGGGAAUGUGAGAUACCUUUAUCAAUGAAUGUGUCCACCUUUCUGGCAUACGACCAGCCCACAAUAAGUUACUGUGGGGUCCAUCAUGAACUUCUCUCCCAUAAGUCCUUUGAAACGAACGCACAGGAAGACACGAUGGAAAGCCACCUAGAGACGGAGCUGGACUUGAGCACAAUCACAUCAGCUGGCCGCAUCAGUGACCAUAAACCACAGCUGGCUUGA
Arvicola amphibius (Eurasian water vole) is the source of this 1746-nucleotide messenger RNA. RefSeq names its product leucine rich repeat transmembrane neuronal 3 (gene Lrrtm3). Gene Ontology annotation, molecular function: protein binding. The transcript is spliced from 3 exons. NCBI's taxonomy places the organism in Eukaryota, Metazoa, Chordata, Mammalia, Rodentia, Cricetidae. Bases 1 to 1746 code for a protein of 581 amino acids. The record is from RefSeq and is a predicted model, not a curated record. Gene Ontology annotation, cellular component: plasma membrane.